AUGCCGUUUCUGAUAGAAGACGAUUUCGUGCCGACGCUGUCAGAUGAUGAUGAUGUCCCGGACGAAGAAGCUGAGGAAGACUCCAUUUCUCACGUGGCCACAGCGAAAUCUACCAAACGGAAGCGGGCAGAUGGUAAUGAGCCAAGUGCAGUGAAAAAACUGAAGCAGGACGAUGACGCAGUGAAUAGCAAUGGCAAUGGCAAUGGCAAUGGUGGCAGUGUAGCACGUACGGACAAGGACAGCGAUGUCGACUCGGAAUUCGAGUUCGAGACGGAGGUCGCGGCCGAUUUGGGCGAUUUCGAUGGGUGGGUCAUGAAUGGGGAUGGGGAGGACCGAAUUGCGGAGAUCGUGCGGCGGAAGCGUGGGAAGGAAGGGGUGGCUGAGGUGGAGGUGGCGGAAGAUGGGAGUGAGGAGGAGGAGGAGGAGGAGGAGGAGGAGGGUAGUGAGGAGGGUGAGGAGGGGUCGAUAGAUGCCGAGGAGCUGGAGAUCUCAAUGGAUGAAGACGAGGAAGCUGACAGCGUGGACGAGGAUGCAGAGGACGAUGAGGCGGAAGAUGAUGAGAAUGCCGAGGAAGACGACAAGACUGUUCUCAACGACUUCGCUGCUGCUGAGACACAUCCAGACGAUCUGGUCUCCGAAGCCGGCUCAGAAGCAGAAGACGAAGCAGACGCCGAAGAGCAAAGACGACAAGACGAAUUCUUCGCACCUGAAGAAGCAAGCGCACGACCUCAGACAGGCGAGAACUCCUUCACCUCCAUGUCCCUCAACCGCCGCAUCCUCAAGAACCUCACCGAGCAGAAAUUCUACGCCCCGACACCCAUCCAGCGCAAGACCAUCCCCGUGGCAAUGGAAGGCAAAGACGUAGUCGGAGGCGCCGUGACAGGUUCGGGUAAAACCGCCGCCUUCCUCAUCCCAAUCAUGGAACGUCUACUCCAUCGACCCAAGGGUGCCGUCACUCGUGUCGCAAUCCUCAUGCCCACCCGCGAACUUGCCCUCCAAUGUCUGUCCGUGGCGCAGAAACUAGCCGUAGGCACAGGGAUAACCUUUGGCCGCGCCAUCGGCGGUCUCAACUCCCGCGAACAAGAAAAAGAACUGAAGCUCCGCCCAGACAUCGUCAUCGCAACCCCCGGACGUUUUAUAGACUUCAUGCGCAAUUCUCCCGCUUUACAAGUCGACAAACUUGAGAUUCUAGUUCUAGAUGAAGCCGAUCGCAUGCUAGAGGAGGGCUUCAGCGACGAGCUGAAUGAGAUUCUGGGGACGAUCCCUAAGAGCCGACAGACCAUGCUCUUCUCCGCCACCAUGACGAGUAAAGUCGACGAUCUGAUCCGCGUGGGUAUGCAUCGGCCCGUGCGUCUGCUAGUCGAUGCGCAGAAGACUUCCGCAGCGGGCUUGACACAAGAAUUCGUGCGUCUCCGCCCUGGGAGGGAGGAGAAGCGUUUGGGCUAUCUUCUCCACCUUUGCACAGAGCUAUACCGGGACCGGACCGUCAUCUUCUUCCGGCAGAAGAAAACCGCGCAUCAUGUCCGUGUCGUCUUCGCCCUGUGUGGUCUGCAGGCUGCUGAGCUCCAUGGGUCUAUGUCUCAGGAACAGCGGAUCAGCAGCAUGGAGGCUUUCCGCUCUGGCUGGGUGAACUUUCUCCUUGCGACUGAUUUGGCGAGUAGAGGGUUGGAUAUCAAGGGGAUUGAGACGGUGAUCAAUUACGAGGCUCCGCAGAGCCAUGAGAUCUAUCUUCAUCGUGUAGGACGUACGGCGAGAGCGGGGAGGAAGGGGAUCUCUUGCACGCUGGCUGCGGAGCCGGAUAGGAGGGUUGUGAAGGCUGCUGUGAAGGCGGCGAAGGUCCAGGGUGUAGUGGUGAAACAGAGGACGGUUGAUCCGAAAGAUUCCGAUCUUUGGCAGACCAAGAUCGACGGCAUGGAGGAGGAGAUUGAAGACGUCCUCCGCGAGGAGAAGGAAGAUCGCGUGAUGUCGCAGACUGAGCGGGAUUUGAAGAAAGCGGAUAAUCUGGUUGACUUCGCGGACGAGAUCAAGAGUCGGCCGAAGAAGACGUGGUUUCAGUCUGAAACGGAGAAGGAGAGUGCGAAGACUAAGGGGGCGGAACGGCUUAAUGGACCCGUGGAUGGGGGGAAGGGUAAUGGUGCAGGGAGGAAGAAGAGGGGUGGUGGGGGGAAGUUGAGUAAUAAGCAGAAGAAGCGGUUGCAGGAUACGGAUGAUAGGAAGGCGGGGUUGGAGUGGAAGAAGAGGAAGGGGAGUGAGGUAGGUGGUGAGAGGGGGGCAAGGGGUAGGGGGAGAGGGGGGAGAGGUGGGGAGAGAGGUGCUUCUAGUGCAUCGCGUGGCAGCUCGAGAGGUGGUGCUAGAGAUGCUGGUGGGUCUAGGGGAGGUUCGAGGGGUGGCUCACGAGGCGGUAGAGGAGGUGGAAGAGGUCGCGGCAAGUAA
Recurvomyces mirabilis is the source of this 2433-nucleotide messenger RNA. RefSeq names its product nucleolar DEAD-box protein required for synthesis of 60S ribosomal subunit (gene DRS1). The coding region runs from base 1 to 2433 and encodes 810 amino acids. Lineage: Eukaryota; Fungi; Ascomycota; Dothideomycetes; Mycosphaerellales; Teratosphaeriaceae. Gene Ontology annotation, molecular function: nucleic acid binding; ATP binding; RNA helicase activity. The transcript has a single exon. The record is from RefSeq and is a predicted model, not a curated record.